AUUGCCUGAUGUGUUCCGAGCUCGAAAUUUCCAACUACUCUUUUUCUUCUUCUUUCUCAAACAGUCUGCAAAACUAGAGAGAGAAAGAGAAAGAGAAAGAGAAAGAGAAAGAGAAGGAGAGUGAAAGAGAGAAAUGGGGCUUGAAAUUGUUGAACCGAACGCGUGCAUAAGGGGAUGCUGUAAGAGCAACUCCAUUCCUCUUCAUCUUCCACCUUCCUCUUAUGCUCUCGUUUCCCCCAUUGCUCGAGGGGCUGAAAGUGUUGUGUAUGAAGCUACUUUGUAUGGAAAGAGAGUUGCCGUGAAGAAACCCGUCUUGUCAACUUCUGAAGAUAUUGAUAAGUUCCACAAGGAGUUGCAAUUGUUAUGCAAGCUAGAUCAUUGUGGGCUAGCCAAACUGAUUGCUGCACAUGCUAAGCCACCCAACUACAUGUUUUUCUUUGAGUUUUAUGAGUCCCCAAAUCUUGCGGAUAAGUUGCACGUCGAGGAAUGGACUCCAAGUAUCGAUCAAGUCCUCAUGAUCGCUAUUCACUUAGCCAAGUCAUUGCAAUAUCUGCAUAACCUCGGGAUUUUACAUAGGGAUGUGAAACCAGCAAACAUUCUUUUGGAUAAAGAUCUUAAUCCACACCUAGCAGAUUUUGGUUUAGCAGAGCACAAGAGUGUUUUAAAAAAAGUUUCUGUUGAGAAUUGGAGAUCAUUCGGAAAGCCCACUGGUGGUUUUCACAAGAAAAAUAUGGUUGGUACAUUAAUUUACAUGGCUCCUGAAAUAUUAAAGAAGGAAGUACAGACAGAAGAAUCCGACGUCUACAGUUUUGGUAUAACAAUCAAUGAGCUCAUGACUGGUGUUGUUCCUUAUACAGAUCUUCGUGCAGAAGCACAGGCACACACCAUACUGGAGAUGAACUAUACUGAGCAGCAACUUACUGCAGCUGUAGUUUCUGAUGGUCUUCGACCAAUUCUUGCUGGUCCUGAGUCGGGUGUGCCAUCCAGUUUGUUGUCCUUGAUACAAAGAUGUUGGGAUGCGAAACCUCAAAACAGACCUUCUUUCGAUGAUAUAGUUGCUGAACUUGGUUCAAUUUUGGAACACAGAGAGAGAACACAGGAACCAGUAGUUCUUGGAAGCUUUCCUACUUCUGUUGGUGAUCAGACUACCUAUGGUAUCAGCAAGGUCCAAUAUUUUCAAGAGGAUAUUAACUGGACUACUCAGGGUGAACACUUCUCUAAAAGAGCUGCUUCUGAAGUUGAUUCUAGCAGGACGAUUUGGCUGGAUUCUUUAGAUAACUCAGUGGCGUACCAUCCAGUACUCUCAUGGGGUUCCUUUGCUACAUGUGGGAGAAGGGAGAGUAUGGAGGACACACAUUUUCUUAUGCCCCAUAUGUGCAAUGAACCAGAGAUUCAUGUUUUUGGUAUCUUCGAUGGUCAUAGAGGUGCAGCAGCUGCUGAGUUCGCAGUACGAGCUUUGCCGGGAUUCCUGCAAUCUUUAGGUUCCAUAAGCAGCAGUCCUGCUGAUGCAUUGAAAGAAGCAUUUGUGAAUGCUGAUUUGGCAUUUAGAAACGAACUAGAUUCUUAUUGUAAAUCGAAAAGAGCAAGUCAGAAAGACUGGCAUCCUGGUUGCACUGCAGUUGCUGCUCUUAUAGUUAGGAACAAGCUUUUUGUUGCCAAUGCUGGUGAUUGCAGAACAAUCUUGUGUCGAUCUGGCCACCCAAUCAAUCUAAGCAGGGAUCAUGUAGCAAGUUGUCCUGAGGAGAGAGAGCGAGUUGUUAAAGCAGGAGGGCAAGUCAAAUGGCAAGUUGAUACAUGGCGGGUUGGUGCUGCCGCGCUCCAGGUUACUCGUUCAAUUGGUGAUGAUGAUUUAAAGCCUGCAGUGACUGCAGAGCCUGAGAUAAGUGAGACUAUUCUGUCUGCAGAUGAUGAAUAUUUGGUCAUGGCUAGUGAUGGACUAUGGGAUGUUGUGAGCAACACAGAGGUAGUAAGCAUAAUCAGGGACACAGUUAAAGAGCCAGGAAUGUGCUCCAAGAGACUGGCUACUGAAGCCGCUGAGCGCGGCAGCAAAGACAACAUUACAGUAAUUGUUAUCUUUCUUCGUCCUGUAUCUACAGCAGAGAGAAUUUACUAAGACUGGAUCAUGAUCCUAUUCUUUUGCCACUUCUGAAAGCAAAACUAUCAAGAGAAUGAAUGAAUGAUUCAUUGGUUGUGCUAAGAAAAUAAAAAAGCAAAUAAAAGUAGAUCAAUUAUAUCUAUUGUUUUGAUAUGUUUAUUUGGCAGCCUAUUUGUUUCAUACCUGCUAGCUUGGUGCUCAUAAAUAUUUAUGCAAAGAAUUUGCAGUCAGAGGAAAAUAAUGAAAUGGAAUGGAAGAGAAUCCGUUUUCAUA
This is a messenger RNA of Humulus lupulus (European hop), 2368 nucleotides long. Its product is annotated as protein kinase and PP2C-like domain-containing protein. The coding region runs from base 134 to 2113 and encodes 659 amino acids. NCBI's taxonomy places the organism in Eukaryota, Viridiplantae, Streptophyta, Magnoliopsida, Rosales, Cannabaceae. Gene Ontology annotation, biological process: protein phosphorylation. The transcript is spliced from 12 exons. Gene Ontology annotation, molecular function: protein kinase activity; ATP binding. The record is from RefSeq and is a predicted model, not a curated record.